This is a messenger RNA of Labrus mixtus (cuckoo wrasse), 2730 nucleotides long. It is a transcript of the gene toe1, whose product is annotated as target of EGR1, exonuclease. Gene Ontology annotation, molecular function: metal ion binding; 3'-5'-RNA exonuclease activity; snRNA binding. The record is from RefSeq and is a predicted model, not a curated record. Gene Ontology annotation, biological process: snRNA 3'-end processing. The coding region runs from base 271 to 1857 and encodes 528 amino acids. NCBI's taxonomy places the organism in Eukaryota, Metazoa, Chordata, Actinopteri, Labriformes, Labridae. Gene Ontology annotation, cellular component: cytoplasm; Cajal body. The transcript is spliced from 8 exons.
UAUCCACAGGACCCCUGAAGCACGUUGAAAUGUUUACGGUGGAGGAGCGGUAGGCUGCGGAUUCAAAUAAGUGCGAAUAAACGAUUAUUAAAAUAAUCACUGAAUGUAUGACGAUGCGAAAGAAACAACGUAGACACACAAUGACCAAUAGUUGAAGCAUUAGCAGCCUUUUUUACGUUUGCUAAAUUUCAUUAGCAUUACAGGAAGCUGUCGGUGGCUGCAAACACGUUUAUAGGUUUGCUGUUUUUAUAGAUUAAAGUUGAGACAAACAUGGCAUCUUCAUUGGUAGUUCCAGUGAUUGAUGUCCAGAAUGAUAACCUCAAAGAGCUUUGGCCUGCUAUGGUUAUAGCUAUCAAAUCAUCUUCUUUUGUUGCAGUGGACACGGAACUGAGCGGUCUUGGAAACAGAAAAUCCCUGCUGGCUCAAUGUAUAGAAGAGAGAUAUAAAGCCAUCUGUCACGCUGCCCGCUCUCGCUCCAUCCUGUCUCUGGGAAUCAGCUGCUACAAGAAAGUGGAAAACAAGGCUGCAGACACGUACCUGGUCCAGGUGUAUAACAUCACCCUGCUGUGCUCAGAGGAGUACAUCAUAGAGCCUCAGUCAGUGCAGUUCCUGGUCCAGCACGGAUUCGACUUCAACAAGCAGUACGCACAUGGAAUCCCUUACUGGAAAGGCAACAAUAAGGGAGGAUCAGACGACCGGGGCGUGCACAUCAGGGCCUUAUUCACUGAACUGCUGCGGGCCAGGAAACCUCUGGUGCUCCACAACGGCCUCAUCGACAUGGCCUUUCUUUACCAGAGUUUUUACGCUCAUCUACCGGAUCGCUUGGCCACCUUCACGGCCGACCUAUCAGACAUGUUUCCUGCUGGAAUCUACGACACAAAAUAUGUCACAGAGUUUGAGCUCCGCCUCACCGCCUCCUAUCUGGAGUAUGCCUAUAAGAAAUGUAAGCUGGACAACAGUCGCAGUGUGACCUCCGGAGGCGUCGAGCCUCACGUCCACAUAGAGUUCUGUCAGUACGGGGGUCAGAUGUCCAGAUAUGUGGACUACAGGCCGUGUCCAGCUGUGGCUCCUCCUGAGGGGCAGACUAACAUCUGUCAACGCUUCUCUGCGUUCGGAUGGUGUCCAAAUGGCACAGAGUGUCCGUCGUCCCAUGACACCGACCUGAUCAUCCUCCAGGACGAGAAGAGCUCAGGGGACAAGAGGAAAAAGAGGAAGAGACAGAGAGAGAAGAAGAAAGGUGGAGGCAAGGCCCCGGACGCCUCAUCCAUCUUUGACGGCGCCCCCGAAAACAAAAUUCCCCACAUGGAGGUGGAUCCUGCAGAGACACCAGGUGAACAGCAGGGGGCCGAGCCUUUAAAUGACAAGGACGGAAACUCUGAACAGAAUGAAGAAGAAACCACGAGACGAGAUGGAGAUGGGAACGGAGCGUGUGACUCUGCAACAACCGCCACAACUUCUGACGACAUGAACACGACUGCAGACACAAAGGAAGGCGAGGAAAGCAAAACAAAAGAGGAAGAGAGAGAGAAGCCGAGUGAUCCAUCUCCAUCUCAGUCCAACAACCACAACAAGAACACAGACACAGGAACUCACCGGGCGGGCUUCGAUGCCUUCAUGACCGGCUACAUCUUUGCCUACUCUUGUUCACAAUUCAAGAAGGGCAGAGUGGGAGCUGUGGAGGGGAAGGUGCAGCAGCAGAAGGAGGAGGAGGAGGAGGAGGCGUUGCUUCCCUCUUGUCUUAAUAAGGUUUACCUGAGCGGCAAGGCAGCACCUCUCAACGUGGUCAAAAGCACCUUCUCCAAGUCUUCAAAGGCUCAUGUGCAGAAGAUGGAGACUGUGUGGGGGGACAGGGUGUAGGGUUCUCUCUUGGACACAGAACAUCGUGACUGUCGACAUGUGAAGUAGAUUUUUUUUAUAACAGGAGCUCUGUGGGUAGCAAUGUUGUUUUCAAGCAAAUGGAUUUUUUAAAUAUUGUACACCGACAUUCAAGUUUCCCAAGAUGGAGUACAAAAAAUGUCCAGAUGUUUUUUUCUUUAUUCCAUUAUGACGUUGACAUUUUUGAUAAAACAUCCAGGUAGAUUGAGACCCCCCCAUGACUUUCUUUUAGUAAUUUUUAGUUUAUGACACAAUACCUGCAGAAUUUAUACCGCUAGCUCAGCCUUGAAAGUAAUUUAUGUUAACUGCUAAUUAUUCACGAUUAGCAUGUUAGCAUUGAGUGACUUUGAGCCUGUUAGCAUGCUCAAAUGAGCUGUUCACACAAAGCACUGCAGAGCAUUUUUACAGUGUCACAGAGCUGCUAGCUUUCAUUUAGACUCUUAGUUGUUCAUGUCUGUAUGUUUAAGAGCAAUCGGCGAGUGAUGGGAUUUAUUGUUUGACAUUUUAAGAAUAAGGGACAACAUUAGGGGAAAUGGUCUUUUUUAUUUUCUGGGGGGGUUGUUCAGACUGAUUUAAGAAAACUCACAUUCACUUCAUUGAUUUGGAUCAGUUUUAAUCUCCCUUAAUGUUUUUAUGUUGUUUAUAACAGUCUUCUGUAGGUUCUGGAUGUACAAAUAAAUCAGCCAUAAAAGAUAUCGUGGUGAAUUCUGUGAAACCAACAAUUCAUUUUAAUGUAGAGGCACUUAAACUUAGUCAGCAAUUAGUUUUACCACAUAUCUUAAUGUGUCUGAUUUAGUGUAACAUCCUGUUUCUUAAGUUACCUCUUCAAAAUAUACUCAUGCUCUUUAACAAUCA